This is a messenger RNA of Eimeria tenella, 912 nucleotides long. RefSeq lists its product as uncharacterized. The record is from RefSeq and is a predicted model, not a curated record. Lineage: Eukaryota; Apicomplexa; Conoidasida; Eucoccidiorida; Eimeriidae. The transcript has 5 exons. Bases 1 to 912 code for a protein of 303 amino acids.
AUGAACAUUCCGAAGACGGCUGCUAUGCUGCGGGGAAAGAAGGCUGGGGCUUCUUGGGGGGCAUUACGCGCAGCCGCCAAUUGGGUGUCCAUUCGGUCAAAGUAUUCGAAGUUGUGGACUCGGCAUGCCAGUGAUCUUGUAUUUGUGUCGUUCGGCUUGCGUUUCACACGCGUUUUGAGCUUGGAAUUGGACGGCUGCCUGCGUGGUUCCGUGGGUGACAUCCCAGGUGGGGCGGCGGCCACAGGCGUGGCGUUGUACUACCUCCUCAGAGAUGACGGAUCAGGCCGCAAGGAAAAGGAGUCUGAAGUGAGGAAGUUGAGCAGGAAUGACGCAACAAAGGAGCAGGUGUUGAUGGUUCUGCGAGAUAUUCUAAGUACCCAAGAGAAGAUGAAGGGAUUGAUGAAAAAGUUCACGCAGAAGUUUUUCGAGGAGGAAUGCACUUUUGAGGAGGCGUGCGCCAUGGUAGCGAAGCAGCACCCGGAGGAUCCCCUAGGCCGUUAUGGCCUGACAAUGGCGACCUUUGAUGGGCUUUUAGACAAGUUUCAGCAGGACCCAGAGGUGAAGGAGGCCGUACUGAGCAUAAUGGGCUCCGCAUCAACUCCAAACCCCACCCCGGCGGCCUAUCAGAUAUCAACGGAUCACCUGAUAAAGGUGCACGAGUUUAUGCGGGACGAGCUGCAGAGUUUGGCAGCAGAGGCAGGGUCGUGGCCGAAGGCAGACAUCAAGGUCAUAACACUGGCUGCUCAGGCUUAUGUUGGCGCAAAGGUACAAAAGAAAUUCGGGCUUACUGGAGAAGAUAUAGAAGGAGCAGUGCUUCUCAAUCACAAGGACCUUUCAGCGAAUGCGAAUUUUACUCUUGUGAACAUGGCGAUCCAAAAGACGAUGAAUGACCUGGUAGACGCAGACGCAUGA